Scomber scombrus (Atlantic mackerel) is the source of this 3082-nucleotide messenger RNA. It is a transcript of the gene tent5aa, whose product is annotated as terminal nucleotidyltransferase 5Aa. Gene Ontology annotation, biological process: mRNA stabilization. Bases 362 to 1567 code for a protein of 401 amino acids. The transcript has 2 exons. Gene Ontology annotation, molecular function: poly(A) RNA polymerase activity; RNA binding. Lineage: Eukaryota; Metazoa; Chordata; Actinopteri; Scombriformes; Scombridae. The record is from RefSeq and is a predicted model, not a curated record.
GAAAGUUAAAGACACGUUUUCUAAACGCCUCCGUUGACUGACUGCACUUCUUCCUCAGCACAACCACCAGCUCGACAUCUGCGCCACUGGUCCGCUGGAUCUCCAACCGCAGAAUUACUGCGCAACUGUAACGCACUGCCGCUUACUAUUUGCCUUGGGCAUUUACAAUUUUUAAAUCAUUUUUGUUUAAUUCAGUUCAGACGACUUCAUAUACUGAGAAUCCUGAUGUGGAUACAGUUACAGUCGCUCUACUGUUUAUAUUGUGUGCGUAAAGACGCAACCACUGAUUUAUUCCUGUUUUGAGAAAUAAAUAUUUAAUUUUAAUUUUAAUUAAAUCGCGGAGGACGUUUCUCGCACCACCAUGUCAGAGGACGACAGUAGCUCCACCACCAGCUAUAUGUCUGAAACAGAAGGCAGCAACGUCAGCGUCCUCAACUGGGAGCAAGUGCAGCGGCUGGACGCCAUACUGACGGAGACCAUCCCAAUCCACGGCCGAGGAAACUUCCCCACGCUGGAGAUGCAGCCCCGGGAGAUCGUUAAAGUGGUGCGGAGUCGGAUGGAGGAGAAACAGAUCCAUGUCCGGGACGUUCGGUUAAACGGCUCCGCAGCCAGCCACAUUCUGCACGAGGAUAGUGGACUGGGCUAUAAGGACCUAGAUCUCAUAUUUUGCGCAGAUAUGAAAGGUGAAAGCGAUUUCCAGACUGUGAAGGACAUAGUUUUGGACUGUCUCCUGGAUUUUUUACCCGACUGUGUGAAUAAAGAGAAAAUAACGCCGUUAACGUUAAAGGAAGCCUAUGUGCAGAAGAUGGUGAAGGUGUGUAACGACUCAGACCGCUGGAGCCUCAUCUCCCUCUCCAAUAACAGGGGAAAGAAUGUGGAGCUGAAGUUUGUGGACUCUCUUCGGCGGCAGUUUGAGUUCAGUGUGGAUUCCUUUCAGAUCAAACUGGACUCCCUGCUCCUGUUCUACGAGUGCUCAGAGAACCCCAUGGCCGAGACCUUCCACCCAACCAUCGUGGGUGAGAGUGUGUACGGGGAUUUCAUCGAGGCCCUGGACCACCUACGUCACAAAGUCAUCUGCACCCGGAAUCCAGAGGAGAUCCGAGGCGGCGGUCUGCUGAAAUACUGUCACUUGCUGGUGAGAGGUUUCCGGGCCGCCUCAGAGACUGAGAUGAAGUCUCUGCAGCGCUACAUGUGCUCACGUUUCUUCAUUGACUUCCCUGAUAUUGGUGAGCAGCAGCGCAAGCUGGAGUCUUACCUUCAAAACCACUUUGUGGGCCUGGAGGACCGCAAGUAUGACUACCUGAUGACCCUCCACGGGGUGGUCAACGAGAGCACGGUGUGUCUGAUGGGACACGAGAGGCGGCAGACCUUAGGGCUCAUCGCCAUGCUGGCAGUGCGUGUGCUUGCAGAGCAGAACGUCAUCCCCAACGUGGCUAAUGUUACUUGUUACUACCAACCUGCUCCUUAUGUGGCAGACGGCAACUUCAGUAACUACUACAUAGCACAGGUACAGCCGGUGUUUGCUUGCCAGCAGCCUGCAUACUCCACCUGGCUGCCCUGUAACUGAGUCAGCCCCGAGGAGAGUAGGAGGGAGAGAGUGUGAUUUGUUUAAACGGGAGAGAGCGGCAUAGUCGCCCUCUCCAACCUGCCCAGUGUUUGACAGCUGACAGAAAAAAGGAGUCUUCUUUUUAAUGUUUUGCAUCAAAGCUUGUGUUUUUGUUCAUACGUUGAGUAUGAAUGAUAAAUAGCGAACAGUUGGCUUUCAGUACGUAUUUCAAUGUGAAUAUCUCACUUUUUUUUGAAAUGCCAACCCCACCUGAUCCUGCCCAGGCCAACCAGGUUUGGAAAAGACUAAUUUAUGACUCGGUGCAGAUGUGUGACGUCCACGAAUGCAAGUGGCAGAGCUGUCACCGAAACUGCACGAGACUGAUUGAAUCUGUCAAGAAAUGAUUAGCCAGCACGUUCCAACAGCAGAGCGAACGGCUGCAUCAGUUCCCUGAAGUUGACAGCUACUCCAGCACAACUUUUAGGGGGGCCCACACACACACACACACACACACACACACACACACACACACACACACACACACACACACAUACACACACACACACACUGUAGACUCUGCUUUAUGUCAGCUGAACUGAGGUGGGAUGCUGUUUAACUAGCUUGGAUAACAAACCGGCAUCUCCACCUUGCAUUUGGAUAUAAUUCUGGUUGUUUACAGACCAAAGAUUUUUGAUUGUUUCUAACGUUACAACCCAGUUUUCAUGGGGAAAAAUAAACAAAAUAUGAAGCUCUAUCUAUUUGUAUAUGUAAACAUGUGUUUAAGUGCCUAUUGCCUCCUAGCAGGCAGAGAAAAGAAUAAGCAGGCCAUAUGAUUUUGUGAAUUUGCCCCACUCUGUUAAAUAGUCAGGCACACAAGACAAUAGCAUCCCAGAGGCUUGUGAAUGUAUAGGUGAAAUCAUGCACAGUCAGUGUUUGUGUACAUUUGGAUGAAAAGAGCAGCAUUUGUUUGUGUGCUGAUUAAAGUGGAAGCUGUGGAUUCUUUUGCAGUAAAGUAGCAGUCACAUGACAGGUUGUCGUGAGAGUUUCCUCCAGGAUACACAGAAGCUCUGCUCAUCUGAGUGAUGCUUGUCAAACCGCACAUGCUGUAUCUCAUGUCCCAAAUUAAUACUGGUUGACUAGCGUUUUCAUAUGAUUUCCUGUAUAUUUUGUACAGUGGUGCUUCUCUUUUUCUCAUCUGAGAGAAAAAGAAAAAAACAAGUUCACUAGAAAUAGAUAAGAGACAGAGAGAGGAAAGACUGCAUUCUGAGAGAGUCUUACAGAGAGCUGGUGUGUGUGUGUGUGUGUGUGUGUGUGUGUGUGUGUGUGUGUGUGUGUGUGUGUGUGUGUGUGUGUGUGUGUGUGUCCCUAUGCUUCCUCCUUGAAGGAUAUUUGCAGAGACACCUCAGAUGAUGAGACACUAUUUGCUGUAGCACCCUGGCAGGGAAUUCCUCAGUUGCUGCUGAAGAGCUUGAACUCAGCUGGGGUUGGGUCUGCAGUCACUCUGUUCAGGGUUCAGAAAAUGUUGUGCCAAACAUU